Molecule: messenger RNA, 1140 nt
Organism: Chlorella variabilis
Lineage: Eukaryota; Viridiplantae; Chlorophyta; Trebouxiophyceae; Chlorellales; Chlorellaceae
Product: expressed protein
Exons: 11
Coding region: 1-1140 (379 amino acids)
Source: RefSeq, a predicted model, not a curated record
AUGGGAGAGAUGAUGAGCUUCGAGGUUCUUCCGGCCAUGGGCAUCAAGCCAGAGCUUGUGGUGCUGGCCUCUGCGGCGUGCGCCACCGUCAGCCUGGGCAUCAACCUCUUUGGCGGCGUGGUCACCGAGAAGAAGCGGGCCGAGCUGCAGCUGGAGCUGGAGCGCGGCAAGCUCUCCCUGGCGCAGCUGGCGGAGAUCCGGGGGGUGACGGCGCGGUACCGCGGGCCCCUCCUCGAGUCGGCCAUCGACCUGGAGCAGCGCCUGUGGCACCUGAUCACAGAGUGGCCGGUGCAGUGGCGCAGCACCGAGGACUGCGCGGAGGAGUUCCUGGGAUUUGUGGAGGUGGUGCGGCGGGAGGGCCCCCGCGAGCAGGCCUUCCUGCAGGCGGGCAACCCGCAGGGAUCCGACACGCUGUCCACGCUGGUGGAGGGCGUGCGCUUUGUGCUGUGUGCCUCGCAGAGCGGCCUGGAGAAGUGGUACCUUGAGGGGCAAGGCCGCCCCCACCCAGGCAGCCGCAGCCGCCAGUCUCGGGAUGAGAUCAUCCGGGAGCACAGCGCCAGCCGGGAGGGGCCCAUGCACAGCAGCGGCUGGGACCCCGGCACCGACACCAUGCACGUGACGCGGGGGGCGCAGCGCGCCAUCGGCUCCUUCAUGAUCACCACCCCCAUGGGCGCCCGCCGCCACUACACCCAGAGCUACGGCGACUUCUAUAACCGCUGGGACAGCGACUCAUCCUUCCGCCGCUGGUUUGACAAGCUUGAGGCGGAUGCGUUGGAUCUGGCCACUGGGGCGCCCUGGCACGGGCAGGGGCCCUUCCCUGUUGGGCGCUGGACGCGCGUGCUGCUGCUGCAGCAGCUGCUGGUGGAUUGCUGUGACCUGCUUGACCCAGACUGCGUGCGGCUGCCGCUGUCGCGGCGCACCCGCCUCAUGCCGGACCUGUCGCAAGCCUGGGACACGGGGCAGGCCCGGGAGAGCGGCGGCGGCGCAGGGGCUGCGCUCGAGGGCAUCCGAGGGAUGCUGUCUGGCAGCUUCGACUCAGAAGACUCCUCCUCCUCUGGAGGAGGCGGCAGCUACUCGAAUGGCAGCGGCGUGGGAGCGGCACAGCAGCAGCAGCAGCAGCAGCAGCAGGCACGGCGGUAG